AUGUUCGAUGGCUGCGAAUGGAUUCCAUAUCUGCCCGGUAGUAUCUGGAGUGAGACUAAUGAGAAGUGGAGUGAAGGGUCAGUUGCUUGGAGAGUAGUGGGUAUGACUCCAAACAAGUUUUGGCCAGAUACUUUGAAUGAAGAUGAGAUUAGACGAACAAGCUUCAUGUCGAUAGAGUUAGCAAAUGUGUUUCCAAGGAAAUGGUAUUUCAUUAUUGAGUUCCCAAGUGGAAGAUUUGAGAUUGGCUACUAUGCACAGCCUGUUGAUGUAGGCAGCUAUGUGAUCCUUGAAGCAGAUAGAGGAGAGGAUUGUGGAAAGAUUGUGAAUGCUAUGGACGAAUACAAAUUUGAGAGUCAUCUUAUGAAGAUAAAAGAUGCAAGGAAGGACCUUGUGCUGAUAAAAGUGAUUAGAAAAGCAUCUGGCGAUGAUAUACAGAAGCUGGAUAAAAAAAAAGAGAUGGAGUACAUGUCACUAAAGCAAUGCAGAGAGAUGGUUAGUGCCAGAAGACUGAGUAUGGAUAUUCUGAGCUGUGAAUACCAAUGGGAUGCCAAGAAAAUAACAUUCUACUUCAGGAGUGAUAAACGAAUAGAUUUCAGGGAUCUUCUGAAAGAUCUAUUCAAGAUAUUCAAAGUACGAAUCUGGAUGUGCGCAGAAAGGAGAUCUAAUGCAGAGCUUAUUAAAAGAAUCAUAUGA
Molecule: messenger RNA, 693 nt
Organism: Ordospora colligata OC4
Lineage: Eukaryota; Fungi; Microsporidia; Ordosporidae
Product: Psp1-like protein
Exons: 1
Coding region: 1-693 (230 amino acids)
Cellular component (GO): cytoplasm
Source: RefSeq, a predicted model, not a curated record